CAAUCAUGGCGUCACCUAACGACACUCCCAGAAUCGUUGAGCUGGCUACUCAGAUCAGCGCUUCUGUCAACGAAAUGCAGAAACGUCUGUCGGACCAGGGAGUGCCAUCUCCAACCUUUGGUGAAGAUAGUCCCCAGUCCUUUCCCGCCGACGUGUACAAUCUCCGUACUCAAAUUCUUGACGCGACUGCCGAGCUCAAUGAAGUGCUCACAGAGCCUCUGAUGUUGAUCUUCAAGUUUGCUGCAAUCUCCAACCUCGUCAGUAUCGAUACGGUCUGCCGGCUCGGCAUCCUGGAUAUGGUGCCUGCCGGUGGGAAGCUCUCCUUCGCGGAGGUCGCUGAAAAAACGGGCCUGUCCCACGCCGAGGUCAGGCGUGUGCUUAGACACGUGAUGGCCAUGCGUAUCCUCCAAGAGCCGGAGCCGGAAAUGGUGGCCCAUACCAAGGUCUCCAAGUUCAUGAGCCUCCCGCACAUCCAGGCUUGGGUCCAAUUCGAAGGCAAGGAUACAUGGCCAGCCUGCGCUAGGGUAGCGGACGCGUUGGAGAAAUGGCCAGCAUCCGACGAUUUCAAGGAAACCGGCUUUGCUCUUGCCAACGACGGUAAGUCGGUCUUUGAGGUUCUUCAUGCCGACCCUGAGCGAGCAAUGCGCUUCGGAAAUGGCAUGAAAUCCCUAGACCAUGUCCCAGGUUGCGGCGACAUGUUGGUAUCGAAGGCUUACGACUGGUCAUCUCUCGGAAACACGUACAUCGUGAAUGUCGGCGGGGCCAAGGGUAUAGUCGCCAUGGACCUCGCCAAGCACUUCGAGAAGACGAAAUUCCUGGUCCAAGACGGGCCGAUGAUGAUCAAGGGCGCAGAGGUUCCGGAGGAGCUCAAGGGACGCGUCGACUUUAUGGAACACGAGCUCUUCGCGCCACAAACGGUGCAGGCCGAUGUCUAUUUCUUCCGCAUGGCGUUCAGAAACUGGAACGAUAAGAACGCCGUCAAUAUCUUGAAAGCGCAGGUUCCUGCUUUGCGACCCGGGGCGAAGCUCCUUAUACAGGAUAAGUGCAUGACUCCGCCAAACACUGUUCCGAUUAGUGAAGAGCGGAUCCAGAGGGCAAUUGACAUGAGUCUGAAAACCUUUUUCAACACCCGCGAUCGAUAUCUGGACGACUGGAAAGCUCUGCUAGCAGCCGCAGAUGAAAGAUUCGUCCUUCAUAGGGUGGUUCAGAUCGAGGGAUCUCUACUGUCGAUGCUGGAGGUCCACUGGGAUGUGUCUUCCGCCAAGGCCUAAAGGAGUUGCCGUCAAACUUAGACAUGACAUCAAACUGAAGUGCCUCAGUCAAUUCAACCAGGGAUUAUCAUGCAGAUGCCAGAAGAGGCGUCAUCUUGGGUGUUGUGCCACAGACUGCGAGUUGCUUAGGAUGGGGCGUCCCGGGGUUGUUACUACAGUGCAUACGCUCUUGCCAGAAUACACUCCU
Messenger RNA from Annulohypoxylon truncatum, 1458 nucleotides. RefSeq names its product sterigmatocystin 8-O-methyltransferase. NCBI's taxonomy places the organism in Eukaryota, Fungi, Ascomycota, Sordariomycetes, Xylariales, Hypoxylaceae. The coding region runs from base 6 to 1271 and encodes 421 amino acids. Gene Ontology annotation, molecular function: O-methyltransferase activity. The transcript has 5 exons. The record is from RefSeq and is a predicted model, not a curated record.